UGCAAGAUAGAGCUGUCAAAUAGGGAAUAAGUUAAGGAAUUCUCUUGCGGAAAGCAUAUUAACUUGUGUUAAGUUUUGUUGGCUUUUUCCAGAGUAUUGCUUCUUGGGGUCCUGAACAGUUAUGGACUGCUUAGCGAAGAGCCAUGGCCUCCACACUCUGUGCAAGUCCGCCUCCAUGAGAGAAGGCAUAUUUGGCAAGAAGAUGUUAUUUGGGGAUGAAUUGCAGAAUGGUGGUAUUUAUGUCACAGAAUAUAUAAAGAUGAGGAGAGGCAGGAGGAAAGCAGUAGUAGGGGGAACAGUGUCAGCAGCAGCGAGAGAAAUAGAUAAACCUGGAAGAAGAACAAGAAGUCAGUCUCUGAAGGAAAACCAGGAAAUUGAGAUUCUUCCAGUAGAUUCUGAAACAUGUGACAGAAGAUCUUUAUCAAAUAUACCCCAGAAGAAUGAAGCGAGCACAGCAUUCACUAGAGAAGGGUCACAUGAUUCUGCUAUCUCCUCAAACAGCUCAAAGUGGUCUGUUUCUAGCAGUAUCUCCAUAAUGAGCUGUGGAUCAACAAAAAUUUUGUCCAAGAAAAAGACAUCAAUUUUGAAUGUUGUGGAAGAGGAGCAUAGUACCAGAACAAAUGGGGAAAUAAGUGAUGCUACUCUUAGCUGGGUUAACAGCAUAUCUUCGGAGCGAAUCCGAUCAGCAAUGCCAGUUGUUCGAACUGGAACAGUGACAAACGGCCAUGUUGUCAGACAGUCCGUUAGUCGCUCGAUUGAUGGCUCAGAGACUGACAGUGGCUGUGACACAAAGAUGGCAGAUGAUGUUCUGUUCAGUCAUUAUGGGUUGGAAGUAUUAAUUCAUCUUAGUACAUUUUUAAUUAUCGCAUCAACAGUGUCUACAGAAGUGUAUCUGAGAUCGGCCCCAAAAGAAGAAAGUACAUUAACUAUCAAAAACCCAUUACUAUUGCAAAUAGUGGUCUACCUUAUCAUUGGAAUUAUAUCUGACCUGAUAUCCCCUACAGUAGCUCUACUUUCAACUCAUUUAACUGCUGUAGGAAUAUGCCUGCUAAACUAUUUGACACCGAGCCAUGUCUCAAUAUCUUACCUGCCUUUUUUAAACUCAGGGUAUUUAGGAUCUCAAGUGAUAGCAGCAUCCUUCAGACAGGUUUUUGGUCUGGAGGGAAUGCUGGCAAGGGUUGGACUGGUGUAUGGUUUAGCCAGUUUUGUAUGUCCCCAAAUCAUAGCCAUUUCCACUGAGUAUCUAGGGGCCACCCUUAACUACAUAGUAGUUGCCCUUGCCAGCCUCCUGAGUAUAACUGCAGGGCUUAGACUAUUGCCCAGUAGCUUCAGAGCUUGCGUCUACCAAAGACCCUCGUUGAGAACUGACGUUGGAUGGCUUCAUUUCCUCGGAUUUCUAUUAAUGAAAGUUUUCCUGACCAUUCCACUGGCCCUUCUGCUUCCUCUCUUUCAAGGAAUGAUUCAAGAUGGCAGUUAUAUUGAGGGAGUCAGCUUGUCUAUGAUAGUAACGGUUGGACUCCUGUGUAUGCAAGCUGUGGUGACUCCUGUGCUUUUGGUCUUCACCUCCCCAGCGACUAUCACUAUAAUUGUGACUGCCAUCCUUACACUGAUCUAUCCGGCAUUGCUGAUUAUCUUUGAAGGUUUAAGCCAACACCUGAUCAUUGUUAUGAUUCCUCUUUGUGGGAUGGUGAGUGUAGCUCAGGUCAUGGUCCUUUCGGCUUCCAUCAACUGCUUCCCCAGGCUGAAAGGUAUCGUGCUGGCAGCCCAUCUUAUAAUACACCUCAUAGUCAGAUACUUGGUUACUCAAGGAGCUGAAUACUUGUCAGUCCUCUGCAGAUUCAGUAGAGUAAAUUUGGAUUCGGUGAACUUUUCACAGUGGGCUGUGCAGAUUCUGAGUUUUGUGAAAAUGGAAAAUCUUGUUCCAGAUCUCCAUAUUGAAAUGUUAUCAUGUGAUAAUAUUCAUUUAGAAACUUUGGCCUUGACAGGUUUUGUUUGUUCAGUCAUUCUUCUAGUACUAAGUCUGUCUUUAAUGAGGCAUUAAUUUUGAUUAAAAAAAAAUUGUACCAUUCCCUUUACAAAAGGAUUUUGGAAUUAUUUGCCAAUCUCAUUCAUGUUCUGUGAUACUUUUAGCUUUUAUUUAAGGACAGAUCUCUUUGGGUAAGUCCCCAUGUGAAAUCAAAAUGGGUGAAAACUGCCUUUACUGUGAUUUUGUAACCAAAUAUUGUUUACAUGUUAUUUUUCUUCAAAAAUUACCAAAACUUUUCUAAAUGACAACAGAAGCUCAACAUACAGUUGCAUUGUACACUGCACAAAAAAUGUGAUAUUUUUUUCUCUUAGCUUAGGAUUAAAGUUCUUUUUUUAUAAUUUUAUAGUACAGUAUAUAUUUGUCUUAUCUAAGGUUGUUUUUCACAGAUCUGCUAUAAAAGUCAUUUUCUCAAUUUUUUGUCAAAUAAUUUCAACCAGCCAACACAUGCAUAAAAUAUCUCCACUGACUGCAGCUCUCUCUCCUAUAUUGUUUUGCUGUCCAAUGGUGAGGCCAGGAGAAUUUGUCACAAAUGGAUUACUGGUACAUUUUGUUCUGUGUGUUUUGCAGGUAUUUGACUGUAUGAUAAUCAUGGUGUCAAACAAAUGAAAUUACAAAUUUCCAUAAAACAAAGCAAAGGAGAAAAUUAGUAAGGAAUCUUGCAACAUAGUUUGUUGUGGUUAUUAUUUUAUGUUUAUCCAAUGAGCCUUGUAGCCUUAUAGAGGAUUUUUUUCUCUGUUUAGUAGCUGAUUUUAUAUUGUAUAAAAUGAUAAAUGGAAGAAGAAAAGUAAAACAUCUUUUAUAGGUAUGGAAUUACUUUCACUAAAUGUUGUGGAUUUUUUAUUUUAUAUGCAUUGCUCUUUCCUCUUUGAUAUUGUAAUUUUUAAAAGUCUUGUCAGUAUACUGAUGCUGUUUGCCAUUAGAGCUCCUUCUUUUCAUAAAAUGGAUCAAAUUUAUAUCCUUGAAGAUUUGUUUCCUGGUUAAGAACGUAUGUGCAUGGACUUGUAGUUCACAUUGAGGAUAUUUU
Messenger RNA from Penaeus monodon (black tiger shrimp), 3050 nucleotides. RefSeq lists its product as uncharacterized. The transcript is spliced from 9 exons. The record is from RefSeq and is a predicted model, not a curated record. Lineage: Eukaryota; Metazoa; Arthropoda; Malacostraca; Decapoda; Penaeidae. The coding region runs from base 122 to 2041 and encodes 639 amino acids.